AUGUCAUCUAAGGUAUCUAAAAAGAAGUUAAAAUCUUUAGAGUAUCGAUCGAAAAAGUUUGCAAAGAAAUCGAAGACGCUCGAAGAUCAUGAAAAAGAGGUAGAAGAUCGUAAUGUUGCUCAGGAGCAAAAAUUGAACAAAAACGCUCAAGAUGAAGCAACUAAAAAUUCUGAAGCCAAGACAACUGAAAAGGAUAAGCAAGAAAAGAAGCGGCCAUUAGAAGGAGAGUCAGAGCCACCCAAAGGAAAACUUAAAAAACAAAAGACUGAUAAAAAGGAAAAGCGAGUCAUUUUGUUUGUGGGUAAUUUGCCAAAAAACUCGGACGUAGAAACAUUGCAAUUGCAUUUUAAGCGAGCUGGACAGGCGCCUCAAGUACGAAUUCCCACAGAGAAGGGGACAGGUCGACAACGAGGAUAUGCAUUUGUAGAGUAUAUUAAUCCCCGCUCAGAUGUCAUAUCCAAGGCCCUCAAGUUUCACCACACACUUUAUAAAGAUCGAAAGAUUAACAUCGAGUUAACUGCUGGUGGAGGAGGAAAGAAGGAGACCCGAAUGAAUAAAAUUAAGGAGAAGAACAAGAAGUGGACUGAAGAACGUAGGGAGCGUGUUGCCGGCGAAGAGAAAAAGGCAAUGGAAGCUAAACACUCGAAAGAGUCCGUCGUUCAAGAAGGUGCGCAGUCCGGUAUUCAUCCUGAUCGUCUGCAUAUGCUAAAAUAA
This is a messenger RNA of Schizosaccharomyces cryophilus OY26, 714 nucleotides long. Its product is annotated as RNA-binding protein. The coding region runs from base 1 to 714 and encodes 237 amino acids. The record is from RefSeq and is a predicted model, not a curated record. Lineage: Eukaryota; Fungi; Ascomycota; Schizosaccharomycetes; Schizosaccharomycetales; Schizosaccharomycetaceae. Gene Ontology annotation, molecular function: RNA binding. The transcript has a single exon.